CAGUGAGAUGGCUGUAGGACAUGCACAUCCUUCAGGGUGGAGAGUUAGAUGAACUUUGUUUGUACCCUGUAUAAAAAGAGAGUAAAGGGCCAGUCACAUCGCCGUCACACUAAGGUACACAAUGCCUAGUGCAGUGUAAGCAGUUGGGUGAGCAGAGAGCCAGGGCUGUGCUGUGUGGAAAAUGCUAGUGGAGGCAGACAAUGCAGCAGUCCGAGGCCUGACCAGCCCUCAGAGGGACAGGGGUCGCCUCACUGCGACAACAGCCCCCGUCUCCCUCCCUUCUUUUACUUUUCGUGAAUUGCCACAGGAUGGGCUCGGGGAGGACGCUGAAGUUCGCCCUGUGCGAAGUGCUGCAGUUUGCAGGCCUGUGCGUGCCCCUCUUCAUCGUCAUGCAGAGGUUUGCCAUCAUCGUGGCAAAGGUCAAAACGUCAGCGCAGCCGCCCGGCGACGGCAGCACGGCCUACUGGUUGAUAGUGGCCUCCUCCAUCGCUUACGUCACCUCCACCGCCCUGCUGGUCUGGGUUCCCCUGAAGUAUAUGGUCUUCAUGAAGAAGAAGUUUCUCAUUGGGAGGAAGAAGUGGAGGCCAGUGGCCCUCGUAUAUGUGAUCCUGUCCACACUACCCUGCUUUGCCUUUCUCAUCGCCAGCUCUGAGGUUCAAAUAAAUAACAACAUGAAACACGAUACAUUCACGGAGCUCCCUGUAUCACUAGUCCUCUUCUCGCUCAUCUGUAUCGACGUGGUGGAGAGGAUACGCCACUGCAGACUGACCGGCCAGGCUAACGAUAUGGAACGAGAUGCUGAAAUCCCCUCCACUGUACUCACACAUGUGGAGCAGGUAACACCAGUAGCUCCUAUCACUCCAGCUGUGCCGGGGCCAGCUGUGCCCGGGCCGGGUGUGCCCACUCCUAUACAACCUGGAGCAAACCAGCUCAAUGACAGGAACCAGAACGGAGCCGGAGCUCGACCGGAGACCAACGGGACAGUCCCAGGACUUCCAGGCAACACUGGGAGGCCGUUCAGCAUCUCUGGACUGAGCUCCAGAUCGGCGAGCACCACAGCGUACCGCUUAUCUCCCUACGCCUACACGGGCCCUCUGAGGUUCCUGUGUGCCAGCGAUGCCCGAGCCGAUGUAUUUGUGGACAGUUUUAUGUUCUGGAUGGACACGGUGGAGAUGGUGAGAGUGGCAGGACAUCCUCUGGUCUACUACUCAGGCUGGGUGUUCCCCAUCUAUAUCUUCAGCUACCUGUCCUGCCUGCGUGUGGUGGUCAUGCCCCACAGUCCCCUGCUGUCCUCACUUGGAGUGGCCUUGCAGGAUUUACCCUUCUUCUUUGUGCGAGUCGGCCUCAUCGCCUUCUUCGGCUUCGUCACGCCCAUCCUGUAUCUGAUGAAGAACCUGUUGGUCUGUCUGGCCUUUGUCUAUUUCAACUUUAUGACCAAGCUGAGGGUCUUCAACACAGAGAGGAUGUUCUUUUGAGACCAACACUUCAAGGACGAACAUUUAAAGAAGUGGCAGGAGCAAAGGGUCAACAUAACCAGGAAAUGUAGGAUGUUGGGAUUCAGGAGAUGGUUGCACCAGCUCUUCAGAAGGCAAUGCAGAAUUAAAAUUAAAUGCACAUAAACUAGUCGGUGCAUAGAGAGUUCUAACUACAUAUAGUAACUUCCAGGUCAAACUAUUGUGCAGCUAACAUAGACUGUACAUAAAAGGCAGACAUAGCUAUCGUGAGAUAACCCACUUGUCUUUGAACUAAAGUUUUCAAGCUUGGUAUUUUGCCAUCACCAUCUUGUGGUCUUUUGAAACCAGCUGUAACAAGACGGGUGGAUUUGACUGUGAACUUGAGAAGCUAUGCAUGUUGAUACAGAAGUAAUGCGUCAAUCACAAGGUAGCUUUGCCUUACAACAUACCCUGCUUUAUACUUUAAAUGGGGCCAUUAUUUUAAGAAUUCACACUCUAUUGUAUUGAAGGAGAUUUGAAACGGUAAACUGAUACCAUAAACUCGUCAAGAUAAUGUUUACUGAGGCAAUUAAUAGAGUAAGAAGUCGGGUCGUUUUCUCAUUAACUUCUACACAAUCACACAUACUUUUGCAACCAGGAGUCGCCCCCUGCUGGCUGUCAGAAAGAAUGCAGUUUUAGUCACUUCACGUAGGCUUUCAGACCAAGAUGCCUUGUCGAUCUUUUAUACACAGUCUGUGGAGGGUUACUGAACUAACAGACAAGGCUGACAUUAUGUUGCUGAAACAUGAUGUUUGGAGUGAGGAGUAAAAGAGGCAGUGUAGAAUAUGGUCUACAAAUCAGACAUAGUCUUUUAUGAAAAGCUGUUUCAUAUGGAUCUAAAUCUGGAAAAAUGAGAAUUCACACAAGUAAAAUAGAUUAAUUUAAAUUGCAAUAUUUUAACGGAGUGGAUAUUAAUAUUGUAGAAUCUUAACUUUAACAUUUAAAUCAAUAAUGUAGGGUUUUAACUUCAACAUUUAAAUUUUCUAGGUAAAUUAAUUAAUUAAUCUUAUUUCUCUUUGAUUAAAUGUACUAUACAUUAACAUGGACUUGACUUUAUAAAUACAUAAUUUGCCCCGUGACAACUCUAAAUUUUGGAGGUUACACUACACCUUGUCAUGCUACUGUGACCUGUUUAUAGACUUUAUUACUUUUUAUUGCAGAUGUUUCCUGGAAAACCAUUUACACACCUAAAUACAUUUCUAAAGUUCUAAUGUUGCAGUCUGGUUUAGUUAGCCACUAGUUUUAAAUUAACCUUAGAGAACUUAGGAAGAGCAAUUAGCAAUAGAUUUAAGAAUAGCUGGUGCAACCAGACCUAGUAUGAAUUAGGGAAUGCGACAAAAAUGCAAGGAGAUAUUUUAGUUAAAAUGCAUGAUGGUACUUUCACAGGCCAAAAGGGAGCUCUUAGGCAAUGGAAAUUAUGUGUCAAAUGACUGUUGUGUUAUGUGUUAAUAACUUCACGUAUUUUUUUUACCCCUCAAAACCCCUCAUCCUUACCAAGCAUGGCACUUUGGGAAUGUAUCUGUAAUGUCACUUGAGAGUUAAUGAGCAGAUUUUUUUUCUACCAUCAUAAAGUGCAGUGAAAAUGUAAGCACAUAAAUCCAUGUUGUUUAUAUUAGGUUUUUCUUUGCUAAGUUAAAAUUCACGAAAGUGUGCGUUUGUUUCACUGAUACAUUUAUUUUGAUAAAUGAGAUUAAUAAAGAGAGUCAUUAAAAUAUAUAUUUCAACUUU
This is a messenger RNA of Acanthochromis polyacanthus (spiny chromis), 3221 nucleotides long. Its product is annotated as transmembrane protein 236. The record is from RefSeq and is a predicted model, not a curated record. Bases 309 to 1475 code for a protein of 388 amino acids. NCBI's taxonomy places the organism in Eukaryota, Metazoa, Chordata, Actinopteri, Pomacentridae. The transcript is spliced from 4 exons.